This is a messenger RNA of Olea europaea var. sylvestris, 1653 nucleotides long. Its product is annotated as ureide permease 1-like. NCBI's taxonomy places the organism in Eukaryota, Viridiplantae, Streptophyta, Magnoliopsida, Lamiales, Oleaceae. The record is from RefSeq and is a predicted model, not a curated record. The coding region runs from base 238 to 1452 and encodes 404 amino acids. Gene Ontology annotation, biological process: nitrogen compound transport. The transcript has 7 exons. Gene Ontology annotation, cellular component: membrane. Gene Ontology annotation, molecular function: uracil:monoatomic cation symporter activity; allantoin:proton symporter activity.
UUGAUGUUGCGUAAUUAAUGUAUAUGGCAGAGAAUCUCAUCCGUUUGAUUCUAAGUAUCCCACAAACAGAUUCCCAUCCCAGCACACCAUUUCAUAUGCAUUAAUAUUACUUAUAAGCAACUUAGUCAAAAGUUCCCAUUCUCCCAAUUAAACCACAGAGUGAAAUUGCAGGUGGAGGGACAAGUUUUGGAGCAAUUCUUGUUGCUUUUGAUUUGGAUUUUGUCGAGUGAUUUAAAGAUGUAUCUGGUGGAGAGUAAAGGAGGUGCAAUAGGAUGUAUGCUCCUUUCUUUAUUAUUCUUAGGAACAUGGCCUGCAGUUUUGACGCUUCUGGAAAGGCGCGGUCGACUUCCUCAGCAUACUUAUCUUGAUUAUACGUUGACAAAUCUUUUAGCUGCUGUUAUCAUUGCUUUUACAUUUGGUGAAAUUGGAAAUAGUACAAUUCAGAAGCCAAAUUUCCUAAAUCAGCUUUCUCAGGAUAACUUUCCUAGUGUUUUGUUUGCGAUGGCUGGAGGGGUUGUCCUCAGCCUCGGAAAUCUGGCAACUCAAUAUGCUUGGGCAUUUGUCGGUUUGUCAGUGACCGAGGUUGUCACUUCGAGCAUAACUGUUGUCAUAGGGACAACCUUAAACUACUACUUAGACGACAAAAUUAACAGAGCCGAGAUUCUAUUUCCUGGUGUGGGAUGCUUUCUGAUUGCUGUUUGUUUUGGUUCUGCUGUGCAUGCAUCCAAUGCUGCAGAUAAUAAAGCAAAACUCACUAGUUUCUCCAAAGAUAACGCAGCGAUAAAGGAUGCACCUAUCUCCAAUGAAAUGAAUGCAAAUAGUGCUACGAAGGAAGACUUGGAGAAUGGAAAUGGUACCAAGGAGAAGGCAAAAUUUGGUACAGCAAAUUUUCUUAUAGAACUCGAGAACAGAAGGGCAAUUAAGGUAUUUGGGAAGGGAAGUUUAAUCGGUUUAGCCAUAACUUUCUUUGCGGGAUUCUGUUUUUCUCUGUUCUCACCGGCAUUCAACCUGGCGACUAAUGAUCAGUGGCAUACAUUAAAAUCUGGCGUUCCUCACUUGAGCGUCUAUACUGCAUUCUUUUAUUUCUCAGUAUCCUGUUUUGUGAUCGCCGUCAUUUUAAAUAUCAGUUUUCUGUAUCGUCCCGUUCUAAACUUGCCCAAAUCAUCGAUAAAGGCUUACUUAUCGGAUUGGAAUGGUCGAGGUUGGGCCCUUUUGGCUGGAUUUUUGUGCGGGUUUGGGAACGGUCUUCAAUUUAUGGGAGGUCAAGCUGCUGGAUACGCUGCAGCAGAUGCAGUUCAGGCACUUCCACUUGUUAGCACGUUUUGGGGUAUACUUCUGUUUGGAGAGUAUCGAAGAUCAUCAAGAAGAACCUAUGUACUCCUCGUGGGGAUGUUGUCGAUGUUUGUUGUGGCUGUUGGUGUCCUUAUGGCUUCAUCUGGACAUCGAAAAUAAUCUGAUUAUAGAGAAGAAUGUUUGGAGAGUUGCCAAACAGAAACUAGGUUAAGACAUAAUGACGUACUGAUCAAUUGCAGAGGAAAAUCAUUAAAAGAAAGGGAAAAAAAAAAAAAAAAGCAAGUGCAGAUGUGGUUGACAAAACCAUUCAUGGUAGAACGGUUCUGGUUUUAAUAAUAUUGCAUGAUUUUUCUUGUGUUU